CAGGUUUGGAUAGGCCGUCAUGACGUCAAAUACGUGCGACCAGUCAAAGCCAACGACGAGCAUCAGGGUGAAACCCCAGAGUCGAAACCGAGGUGACACAAUGUAUAACCUGUCCGUCGAGGGUGCCUGUACGUUCCUUUGCAGUCAUAAUUCUUCAACAUUGCAUACAACACCGUGCAAUUCAGUAGAAGCCUUUCCCUAUAGCGUCGCAUUUACGGCCUGACGUGCAUACUCCCGCACAGCUUCAGAUUAUCUAGUUCACAAAAAGAUACAGCAUGCAUCUAUUAACAUAGGCUGCAGAACAGUUAUAAACCGGAGCCACAGACGCGGACUCAUUUCUGCUGCGCCCUAGCUGAGGGUGCUAGCGGACCUGAAAAUUGGUGAACUACGGAUGUGCCUAGGUGGCGUAGCCUCAGUCUGGCGACGCGGACUUGCGGUGGUCGUGACCAUCAUGUGUCUUCUGCCCAGCGCAUCGGGCCAAAGCGCUGAGGUCCAAGUGAAUACGCCGCAAGAGCUCAGGGCUGCUCUUGACGCAGGGGCCACCAAGGUGGCAGUUAUGGACAACCUCGCCUUUACAACAGAAAACUGGCCGAGUGCGGUUCAGAUUGUGCGCUCCGUGAUGCUGUAUUCCCCGUACCGCGUGAAGCUCGACCUUUGCGGAGCCAAUCAGAAGGCACGGCCGCUGUUCAACGUCACCAGCGCAGGGAGCCUGCUGGUGCAGCGAUUCUUCCUGCGCAACCUGAUGCCGUCCACGCCCCAGGACCUCACCGGCUUGGGGCCUGUGCCAGCGUUCCUCAGCAGCGGCGGCCGGAUAUCUUUUAGCGUCGUGGUGUUCCACUUCCUGCCCUCCACUACUUGGGUGUUCACGGCACCGGCGGAGCAGAGCUUUUGGGCACGUGAGCACAACGUCAUGACGGAUAUGUACACGGGCGGCCUGCUGCAACUGGAGGCGCCGGCACUGUACGUGCUUGCGUACUCCUCUCCUCAGUACUCGGUGGCGGUGUGCUACGCACCGGUGGACCUCGAGGGCUGCUACGCAGACAACGACGACAAAACCACCUUGGUCUACUGCCUAUACACGUUCGCUGACGCGUUGCGCAACCCGCACGUUCGAUACGCGCGCAUCUUCCACGAUGUUGGCGUGGACCGUGUAGCCUACAACCCGCGCAACCCCAUCGUGCUCACCGCCCCCAAGACUUACUCCGCUUGCCCUGGGGCGCGGCCCAGCAUCAACAUGGACGCCGUGUACGCGGGCGUGGCGGUGCGCGCACCCCUGGAAUUAAUAGGCCUGCGCUUCCGCGGCUCUCUGCCCACCAACUAUACUACGUGGCCGCGCAACCUCCCGCUUUUGCUGGGCCUGAUGAACAACGAGGGCACAGGCUCUGUGUCCAUCAUCAAUAGCACAGUGGAGGUACCCGACCUGGCAACAACCGUGCGCGUGCUCAAGUCCCUGCCGAGCAAGGACACCGCUGAGCCGUCGAGGCCAAACCUUCAGCCGACAGUGGACGCCUGGCCCACAGCCGCCGCGCUAGCAGAUGCGCAGGCGAUGGUGGACUCGUCCAAAGUCGUUGCAGGCGGCGGCUGGAUUGUGGACGCCUGGGCGUUUCGCACCUUCAACAUUCAACCCUCAACUGGCCUCGUGAACAACUUUAGCGUCAUGCCGACCCUGCCCGCCGCGCCCGGCUUCCACAUCAGCAACUGGGUGCUGUCCCAAAAUUCGUGGCAGCAAUUUGCCAGCCUGAACGUAUACGACUCUCUCAGCACGCCCAGCGCUGCUGUGUGGCGCUUCAGUAAUGUGCGAGUGGAGCAGGCCAACAUCACCAACGUGCGGUCGAUGUGCUUUGGCGCUGCCAUAGAGCAGGGCUCAGCCAUGCGAAGCCAGGUGGCUGUGGUGGCUACGGACGUGCAGCUGCGUGCGGCUCUGGCUCGCGCGGCUCGCUACAUUCAGGUGGUGUCUGACAUCAAGUUGGACCCCGCCAACUGGCCCUCCGGCGACAACGCGCUGCUGGUAGAGGCCGGCAUCAUCGAGGUGCGCGGCUGCCACCCGCUGCCCGGCAUGAGGUACACCAUCGACCUCAGCAACCUGCGAGGCGUGGUGCGCAGCUCGGGCCGGUUGCUGUUGCAGGGCAAUCUGCGCUUCGUGAACCUGGCCUGGCAGUCACUGUCGGCGACUGACGUGAUGAAGGUGGCGAGCGGCGGCAUGGACCUGUCGCUGCUGGGCGCGUUCGAGGUGGUGCUCAACCGCGCCGGCGGCGUGGGUACCGUGGAGAUGGAGGGAGUGGUGCUCCAGGAAAUGCUGGGCGCGCCCGGCAACGGUGCGCUGCGCCCUUCUGACCUGCUGGCUGUGCUGCACCUCAACGCCGUCACACCUGAGACCCGGCUGCGCAACGUGACUGUGGGGAGCAGCGCCGUCAUGCUGGGCAUGUGGGGCAUGGACCAGUGGGGCACGCAAUCGGGUUCCUGGAUUUUCAUCAACACCGAGUUGCAGUGGGCGCCGUCGGAGCUAGUUGCCUCUACCGCGAGCAAUGACAGUGGGACCGAUGAAGGUGCUUCAACGAACGUGGUCGUCAUUGCCGUGCCGGCGGCUGUGGGCGGCGCAGCGCUGUUGGCUGGAGUGAUCUUCGGAGUCAUCUACCUGCGGCGGAGGCACCAGAGUAGCGGCAGCAACAGCGUCAAAGCCGCUGGUUACGCCUGCAAGGAUACGGAGGAUGGCGGCGGCGGCCGUGAAGUUACCGACACGAGUUCCAGCAACUCCAUUGCCGGUGACAUGGGCGCUGCAGCGGCAGACCCCAUGCGGCUUACUGGCAAAGGCGACGGUCCUGAAUUGCUGGGCUCGGGACACGGCACCGAUGUGUUGAUUGCGGCUGGCGCGCACACAACCCCGCGCGCCAGCACCGCGCCGGAUGGCCCAGCAAGCAGCCGCGGGCCUCUAAAUGACAUCGACGCAGCGAAGCGCGCCAUCGCCGCCGGCCGGCCCACCGUGGCGCCGAGCAGCCGCACUGCCGUGGAUGAGCUUGAGCUUCAGGCAGUCCUGGGCGAGGGCAGCUACGGCCGCGUGUACCGUGCGCUGUGGUGCGGCACCACCGUGGCCGUCAAGGUCAUCCUGCUGCCGGCGCACAUGAGCGGCCGCGAGCGCCACGAGCGCAUGGCGGUGAUGGAGGCAGCUAUCAGCAGCAGCCUCAGCCAUCCCAAUGUGGUGCAGACUUACACAUACACGGUGGAGGAGGUGCAAGGAGCCAAGGCCCGGGCGGCGUCACGCCUUCAACACGAGUCAUUAAAUCACAGCACGAACCCGAACUCGGUGCCGGCCAUGCACCUACUGUCCUUUGGAACCCGGAACGAUGCUAGCGGCACUGGUGGUGGCUGCGCUUCCAACAACUCUGACUUGGUCGGCUACGAGAUCCGGCUGGUUCAGGAAUUUUGCGACCAGGGCAGCCUGCGCGACAAGCUCAAUGACCUGGUCUUCCUUAAACCGGCGGCGCCGCUUGCUGCUGCCACCGCUUCUAACACGGGACCUGAUCGGCACAUGUCGAUGCCGGGGAACUCGCCUGUUGCUGGCGCAAGCGCGGACGUGGCGACGCCUGGCCGCGUUGGCAGCGCUCGCAACCUGCCGACCGGCCGCAGCAGCGUCAGCGUGACCUCUGAGCACGUUAACCGCGUGAAGGGCUCGGCUGGCAUGGCGCCCACAAACCCUGUACUGGUGGUGGACCUGGCCGCGGUGCUUGACACCGCCAUCGACAUUGCGCGCGCCGUGGCGCACCUGCACCGCGAGGGUAUCGUGCACGCGGACCUCAAGCCGCGCAACGUGCUGCUCAAGGGCUCCACACACGACCCCCGAGGGUUCGUGGCCAAGGUGGCUGACUUCGGUCUGUCCAUGCGGCUAGACCACGACGAGACGCACAUCAGCAACGCCUUUCACGGGACGCUCGCUUACAUGGCGCCCGAGACGCUGCUCCAUGGGCACGUGUCCCGUGCCAGUGACGUCUACAGCUUCGGCAUCCUGCUGUACGAGCUGUACAGCGGCGAGACGGCGUACACGGACGUGCCCAAGGCGCUGCUGGGGCACGCCAUCACGAAGGACAACCUGCGGCCCGUGUUCCCGCCGGCCCUGGGCGCGCCCUUUGAGUACCAGCUGCUAGCAUGCCGCUGCUGGGAGAGCAACCCGGAGAUAAGGCCCGAGUUUGACUUCAUCGUUGACGAGCUAAAGCGCCUGCGCUGCCGGCUGUGCGGCUCGGCUGACGGGUGCAGCGCCUUUGGCAGCAACACCGGCGCAGCCAGUGCACGGCGUACGGAUGCAGGCACCACGCUGCUGAACGGCGCUCGCCUGAUGGUCCCGGACCGGAGCCUCAGCUGCAGCAACACGGCCGGCACCAUUCUCCAGCCCAGCCUCAAGGCGCGGCCUGCAGAGCAGUGGGGGAUGCCGUCCAUACGCGACGACGAGCUGGCGCAUGAGGAUGAACAUUUUGUCGCGAACACGGGCGGUGGACUCCGCAGCGGCUCCCUUGACCACACCUGCCGCUCGGACGCUGAGCUUAAGGAGCUGCAUUAGUAGCGCGGAAGCAGCAGGGUAAUGCACCAUUACAAUGGAUUGUCAUCAGCAAGUACGGCGUUGCUUGUCAUACUAUAUCGCACGCACGGAUUGGCGCAUAUGUUAGCACUAGCAGCACCGCAUCUGUGCCAACUUGCUUGGCAGCGCUGAACUUGAUGUAAGAGGUCCUCCACACGGAAAGCAGUGCGUACCUCCAUCUUGUACAUUCCUUAAUUUCUUAAUGGCAGUUUGCAGGAUGGAUUGGUUCGUGCUGUAAGUGUUAAGGGUACCGAUGCGUUGAAAAUGAGGAUUGGUGAUUGCUACAGUGGGCCAAUGCUGUCUGUUUGAUAUGCCUUGUGAAUCAACUCAUUACUGUUGCGCUCAAGUAGUUAUGUGCAUCAUUCAUCAAUCAGACUCUAAAGCAUACAUUGAGAAAUGACCUAUACGGUACCACAUUGCGCAUCUAGAAGAAAUAGCGCACGGUUGAGGAGGAUGUAGGGCGACCACACUGUCAUCUCUUGGUGACGUUCAACGCCUUUGAUAGGUCCCUCUGUCGCAUGCCGUUGUAGCCUGGCAAGUUCCAAGGCGAUUGACAGUUGACUGAUAGCAUCACUGGCAGAAGGAUGGUCCCUGAUGGUCAGGGGAGCUAGAGCCGCUGGUGGUUCGUCAAAAGCGGUACAAAAGGGAUGUGCACAUUAUCUAAGUGUGUUGAAUGGCAAUUUCCAAUUACCUAUACCAUAUCGCGCAUUUACAGCCUAGAAUUACAAGACUACGGCGGGCUGGGAGGCAGGCUUUUUACGCUACACGGAACUGGGGCCGAACAGGCGGCUCAGGCGCAACGACCAGGGCAGCCAUUUAUUGAGAAUGCUUUUCAGACCAGUUACUCACGCCAGUUACUGUACACCCUCACCAGUUGCCGGGCCACAGCGAACCUGCUGUUGUAACCUGACCUUGGC
Molecule: messenger RNA, 5484 nt
Organism: Chlamydomonas reinhardtii
Lineage: Eukaryota; Viridiplantae; Chlorophyta; Chlorophyceae; Chlamydomonadales; Chlamydomonadaceae
Exons: 22
Coding region: 452-4549 (1365 amino acids)
Biological process (GO): protein phosphorylation
Molecular function (GO): ATP binding; protein kinase activity
Source: RefSeq, a predicted model, not a curated record